CGCUGCUCUCUCAGGACUACAGUUCCCGUGGAAACACUGGAAGGGGCGGAGCUUCGGGAGCUCUUGAGAUGAGAUUCAUUCACGUAUUUUAGCGGAGGGUUUGACUGAUCUGACAGCAGCUAUGACUGAGGGAACGCACCUGCGGAGGCGAGGGGGGCCGUAUAAGACGGAGCCAGCCACAGACCUAAGCCGCUGGAGGCUGACCAAUGUGGAGGGCCGGCAGACGUGGCGGUACCUGGAAGAUCAGGAGACCACAGACAGAGAGCAGAGCAUGCUGGAGGCCCAUUCACUCGGCUUGGACACGAGUAAGUUUGUGUUCGACUCUCCAGCCGCCCACACUGCUGUGGACGCCGCAGUGAAAGGCAUGCACUUCUACAGUCAAUUGCAGGCCGAGGAUGGUCACUGGGCAGGAGACUAUGGAGGGCCUCUCUUCCUGUUGCCAGGUCUCCUGAUCACCUGCCAUGUAGCUAAGAUCUCUCUGCCUGAGGCUUGGAAGAAGGAGAUGGUGAGGUACCUGCGCUCAGUCCAGCUCCCUGAUGGAGGCUGGGGUCUACAUGUUGAAGACAAGUCCACCGUCUUUGGCACAGCGCUGAGUUACACCUCACUUCGGAUCCUGGGAGUGGAUCCCGAUGAUCCAGACAUGGUUCGUGCCAGGAACAACCUGCACAGCAAAGGUGGAGCAGUUGGGAUUCCCUCGUGGGGUAAAUUCUGGUUGGCCAUUUUGAACGUCUACAGCUGGGAGGGAAUGAACACGCUCCUGCCUGAGAUGUGGCUCUUCCCCACCUGGAUGCCGGCCCACCCCUCCACCCUGUGGUGUCACUGUCGGCAGGUCUACCUACCGAUGAGUUACUGUUAUGCCGUCAGACUGGCCGCAGACGAAGAUCCCCUGGUUCUCAGCCUCAGACAGGAGCUUUACGUGCAGAACUAUGCUUUUAUAAACUGGCCAGCGCAGAGGAACAACGUGGCAGCAUGUGACAUGUACACACCUCACAGCACACUCCUCACAGUCGCUUACAUGGUGUUAAAUGUAUACGAAGCCCACCACAGUACCACGCUGAGAGGAAAAGCAGUCAAAGAGCUGUAUGAUCACAUCGAGGCCGACGAUCGCUUCACGAAAUGCAUCAGCAUUGGCCCGAUCUCCAAGACUAUCAACAUGCUGGUUCGCUGGUAUGUCGAUGGUCCCUCCUCUGCAGCCUUUCAGGAGCACGUGUCCAGGAUCCCGGACUACCUCUGGUUGGGACUGGAUGGAAUGAAAAUGCAGGGGACGAAUGGAUCUCAGCUCUGGGACACCUGCUUUGCUGUGCAGGCUUACCUCGAGGCAGGAGCUCAGGACGACCCAAAACUAGCUGAAUGCCUUCGAGACGCCCAUCAGUUUCUCACUAUCACACAGAUCCCGGAGAAUCCUCCUCAAUAUCAGAAGUACUACAGACAGAUGAAUAAGGGAGGUUUCCCCUUCAGUACCCGUGACUGUGGUUGGAUUGUGGCCGACUGCACUGCAGAAGGCCUGAAGUCACUGAUGCUGCUGCAGGAGCUCUGCCCCUCCAUCAGGCAGCCCGUCCCCUCUGAGCGUCUGUGUGAUGCCGUCAACGUGCUGCUGAGCAUGAAAAACACAGAUGGUGGAUUUGCCACAUAUGAAACUAAGAGAGGAGGGAGACUCCUGGAGCUGCUCAACCCCUCUGAGGUUUUCGGCGACAUCAUGAUUGAUUACACAUAUGUGGAGUGCACCUCAGCAGUUAUGCAGGCUCUGAGGCAUUUCCAGAAGGUCUACCCUGAUCACCGUGCCGAAGAGAUAAGGUCGACUCUGAGAGAGGGGCUGGAGUACUGCAGGAAAGUUCAGAGACCUGAUGGAUCUUGGGAAGGUUCCUGGGGAGUCUGCUUCACGUAUGGGAUGUGGUUUGGCCUGGAAGCUUUUGCUUGCAUGGGUCACGUGUACGAGAACGGACAUGUGUGCGAAGAGGUGCAGAAAGCCUGUCAGUUCCUGCUGGACCGGCAGAUGCCAGAGGGAGGGUGGGGGGAGGACUUUGAGUCAUGUGAGCAGCGUCGCUACAUCCAGAGUGGCUCCGCUCAGAUACACAACACCUGCUGGGCUCUGUUAGGGCUGAUGGCUGUCAGGCAUCCUGACAGGAAGUCCAUUGAGAGGGGAGUACAGAUGCUGAUUGACAAGCAGUUGCCCAACGGAGACUGGCCACAGGAGAAUAUUGCAGGUGUGUUCAAUAAAAGCUGUGCCAUCAGCUACACCUCAUACAGAAACGUCUUCCCGAUCUGGACCCUCGGCCGCUUCUCACGACUUUAUCCCACCAGUGGGCUGGCCGGGAAGGUCAAGCUCUGAACAGACUGCAUGCCAAAAAACAUCAAUGUCUCCAACAAAAAAUAGAAAAACAACAUUUACUGGAACACAUAAUCUCUGUUUUUAAGUCACACCUGAAAUGACUCAAUGAACAUGCACCAUUGAUGUGUUUCAGCUGCGAACACAUUUCAUUCUUUGAAUUACUUCCUGUCCACACAGCCAGAGCUCCUCCUUAAAAUCCUUUCUCAGUCUGAUCUUAAACAUUCAUGUACACAAAACAGACUCCUGUCCAUGUCGCCUUACAUCCCCUUUUACUUGUAGUUUACUCUUUAUUUGAUCUUAAUAAUUAAAAAAGAAAUACAGAGUUUGGCUUUGUCAUCUCUUCCUGAAGUACACAAAACAUAUUGGCAGACGAGGGUGAUGAGGAAGAAACAGUAGAGGAAACACUCACAGAGAUUUUUCAUUAACAGGUUCUAUGCAGUCAGGAGGGUUUCAUGAUCCCAGCAAAACUCAGUAACACAAAGCACUGCCACCAUCACAUCUCAUGAUGUUUUAACAUUUAUUUACGCUCACAGUCAACUGUUUUCUGCAACAACGCCUGCAUCCCCUACUGCAGCACAUAGCCGAGGUUAUUGAUACCAAUCCUACCAUUAUGUUUUCUAGGCUGGAGUCCAGCAGCUUGUGUGGUAAAGAGUUAAUUUAUUAGAAGAACUGUGUGUCAAGUGUACAAAAAAAAGCCUUGUGUUGUGGCUUGGUGGCUUAGUGGGAGUGUCACUUUUGAGGAAAAAAAAGUGCACUUGGAAACAAACAUAACAAAGCUUCACAACUGGUUAAUCCAGUGUGCUCCAUCUUGAUAUUUGUUCAGAGUCGGAGGCGUGACAACAUGCUAAGAAAGCAGGUUUCACUGCAUCUUCCUCAACUCUGUGAAAAUAUAAUAUCAGUGCCAAACGAGGUUUCAGGUUAACCUUUGUUUGUUACCUGAAAGGACGGACCAAGUAUAUUUGGAGGUAUUUAUAACAAUGGGCAAAAUCUUCUAAAAGCCAAGUUGGUGAAUUCAAAAAUAAUUUUUGUGUAAUAAUUAAUCAGCUGAAAAAAAGCCAAAGAUAAAAACCCACUCUGAUGUUGGUUAUCAACUUUAUAUAUCAAGUUUCUGCCUCAGGAUCUGUGCACGCUUCUUGGUAUAUGCUCUGUGUUCCAUUAGAGGUAUUUAACACCUGUACUGAUGUAUUUUCUGAUGAUCUGAGUAGGUGGUGAUUUCAUACCUGCUGAUCUCUAAUCUGGAAAGUAACCUGAAGCCCAAACCAGGCAACAGGAAUUCAGCUUAUCCAGGAAACGUCAGGGUAACCCCGGGCUUUAUGUACAGAGGUGGUUCACUUCUUACCAGGCUCCUGAAUCAAUUCUCCUAAAAUAGCAUUACUGUUUCUGAAAGAUGCUUCAGACCUCUGCGAGGAGAGUAGGAGCGUCAAGUGUGUGUUUCUCUGAUGGGCAUAAAAUAUAAGAUUUUUUGCUACAGUUUUAAUCAUUUUAGCAUUUAUAUAUAAUCCUGAAACCGGACAUCCAAUCUGUGCCAACCUCCAACCUCUAAUUUGCAUGCUUGAAUUCUGAAGUUUAAACAUAAUGUUUACUGUCAAACCCUUAAACAGCACCAAGUCUGCAGCUGAGAGAACAUCUGGCUCCAUUUUAUCACCUCAGUGAUAAAAUAAUUAACUGGAAUUAAAAUGUUUAUUUUAAUGUGCAAAUAAUGAGAUGAAUGGUUUGCUUUACUCACCUGGGAAUAUUUAGCAUUUCACUGUCAUAUUUUUAUGGCCUUUCUACAUUUUUAAUUACCAUUUCAUCAUCGUCAUCUGACAGUGUGUCUGACUGGAGAUGGUGACACGCAUAGGGAUCAUAAUCAUAUGAUUAUGUCAACACAUGGGAAAAACCUAAAUUAACUUAGUGAGGUGAUAACCACUUUAAUUCCAACUGCCAAUGUUAGGAUUGAACUUAUGAAUGCAACACCUUUAAAACAGUCUUGACUUGAAUAUGUAGCCCUGCAAACGAAACAAACAACUAUUAUAAAAGAUAAAUUAUAAAAAAAACUUUCUCUGAAGUUCCUGUUUCUAAGGCUGUACAGAUAUAAUAUAACAUAUAAUCACAACUGUUUUGCAUGAGAAAAAUGCAGGAACAAACAGCCCUGUCAAUCACACUGUUCACUCACAAAGUACUUAAGCAUGAAAUCGAAGUGCAUUUGUGUGUUACUCUAACCCGUGUGCUCUUACAUCAACAUGUAAUUCUGGUUUUUAUCAGUGUGUGCAUGGUCAGUUGCAGACUCUAACACUAUAUUUGACCUUUAAAUGGGCGUUCAGCAUACUUCAGGUUGAGGUGUGGCUUUACAUAUAAAAAGUGGCAGGUGACAGGUGAGUCAGUGGAUCAAGUUACCAGCACGCAGUUUUGGUGAACUCACUCUGAUCUGAACUUACAGGGUGUGAGGUUUGAAAUUUGGAGAUGUCUGGAAAGGGAAGAGGCGGGCAUUGUCAUGAAGGAGGACAUGGACAUGGCCAUGGUGGUGGACAUGGUCAUGGUGGUGGACACGGACAUGGCCAUGGUGGUGGACAUGGCCAUGGUGGUGGACAUGGUCAUGGUGGUGGACACGGACAUGGCCCUCAUGCUCAUGGAUGUGAGAAGAAGCAGAGGCGCCGGCACAAGCAAGGACACAGGCACCUCAAAUGCCACAAGAAGGGGAGGGAUUGUCACGGGGACUCCAGCAGCUCCUGCAGCAGUGACUCUGACUAGAUGAAGAUUUCUGGGGGGACCUGCAUGGAAACAUUGCUAUUUUAUACUUUCUGCUUUUAAUAUUACAUUUUUUUAACACAUGUAAGGAACAAAAAUAAACAUAAAGAAUAUGUAAAACAGAAGGUUGCUUCCCACAUCUAUAAAAACUGGAUGGUUUGUGGAGUAUCAUUUUAAGCCUUGAGCUUUGCCAUGCUUGCCUUGUUUUUUGAAUUAGAACAUGACAAGGGUGGCUCAACCCUACCUGAGAAACUGAGGAAACUGCAUUCUCACUGGGUAGCAACCUGCCAAUCACAAGGCAGCUCCGCCUUAAAGCAAAGCCUUCAUCAAUCUCUCUUUUAAUUGGAACAUGACUUUCAAAAAAAUAUUAUGUUGUAGAGCUAACCAUAAAGUCAUGUGUAAAGUGUUUACUGAGGUCAUAAAUCAGGCUAAGGCUACGUCCACACGUACACGGGUAUUUUUGAAAAUGCAGAUUUUUCUAUGCGUUUGCACCUUUCUUCCACACGUAAACGGCGUUUUCGGUCACUGAAAACUGAGAUUUUUAAAAACCCCUGCCAGGGUGGAGAUUUUCGAAAACUCCUUUUUUGACGUCACACUGUGCGCCACGUUAUUGUUUCGGUUCUACAAUGGCGGACUUAGACAAAAUAAAUUUACUGUUCUCUGCAGUGUUUAAAUGCUUGCAUAUACACACACAGUCCCAGACUACCUCUGGUCAGUCAGCCGAUCUUGAACAAUUCAGUAAUAAAACAAACCAAACUCCAGCUUCAAGAACAACUUCAACCAUGCAACAUACAGAUGGAAAAAAAUCAUUUACAAAAGGUGAAAAACUGAUAAACUUAAGUUCUCUGUGUACCAGGUUGGGACUGGAUGGGAUGAAAAUGGUGUGAAUUUGUUCUGUUUUUGUUUUACCAGUUUGAAGGUGUUUUUGUGAGGAUCUUUGCACUUGCAGCUUACAAAAGAAGAGCCAUAAAACUCUUUAUUGAGCCUUUAUUAAACCCAUAAUAUUCUCUUGGCAGAAAGAUGUCAAGUGUGAGACAUAGAGGAGGAUGGUCCAUCAUCGGUGUAGAAAGAAGAAUCCAUAGAAUCAGUUUAGGUGACCGCUGAAGUUCAGGAAUAGCCCAAAAUCUACUUGAAUACAUAAACUUAUUGCCUUCUAAACACAUUGUUUUAGUUUACUUGUUUGUUUCAUGCUUUGGGUUUAAUUCCAUCUCUUCUCUGACACAGGGGAUGAAUGGAGCUUAGCUCUGGGACACCUGCUUCACUGUGCAGGCUUACCUCGAGGUAACAUAUAGAUGACCUCUAAUUCUUACAAUAGUUUCAGCCCAAGUACAUUUAGGCUCAUGUGUAACAGCUCUUCUACUGUAUUUGACUCACCACCUGGGGACAGGGGAGGGUCCUCAGCUAAAGGAGCUCAUUUGCAUUAGUAUUCAGUAUCCACCCAAUGCUUUCAAUUCCUUAAUUAAACACUUUAAGCAAUCAAGUGCUA
Messenger RNA from Haplochromis burtoni (Burton's mouthbrooder), 6542 nucleotides. RefSeq names its product lanosterol synthase (2,3-oxidosqualene-lanosterol cyclase) (gene lss). The transcript is spliced from 25 exons. Gene Ontology annotation, biological process: triterpenoid biosynthetic process; cholesterol biosynthetic process. Gene Ontology annotation, cellular component: lipid droplet. NCBI's taxonomy places the organism in Eukaryota, Metazoa, Chordata, Actinopteri, Cichliformes, Cichlidae. Bases 122 to 2329 code for a protein of 735 amino acids. Gene Ontology annotation, molecular function: lanosterol synthase activity. The record is from RefSeq and is a predicted model, not a curated record.